AUGUUGCUUAUUUUGCCUAAUUAUGAUUUGCCUUCUCGAAUUAUUGUUGCUCGACAAUGUUUAAGAAUUUAUCAAGAAGAGAAACAAAAGCUUAAAAGACUUAUUAAAGGGCAGCGUGUUUGUAUUACUAGUGAUACGUAUCACAAGGGUGAGACCAUUGGGUCCGCUAUUGAAUCUUGUUUGUUAGAUUGGGCAAUUGAAAAUCUGUUUACAGUGACACUUGAUAAUGCCUCGACUAAUGAUGUAGCAAUCACACACUUGAAAGAAAAAAUUGGUGAUUGGAAAGGUGUUAUAAUGAGAAAUAAUUUUCUACAUGUUCGGCGCAAUGCUCACAUCCUAAACUUGAUUGUAAAAGAAGGAUUGAGUGAGCAAAAUGAAUCCAUUUCUCGGGUAAGAAAUAUUGUGAAAUAUGUUAAAUCUUUUAGUGCAAGAUCUGCUUCUUUCAAGUCAUAUGUUGAGAAGGUUAAACUUGACACUAAUGGACUUUUGAGUUUAGAUGUAGAGAAUAGGUGGAACUCUACAUAUUUAAUGUUAAGUAUUGCUGUCAAAUUUGAAAAGGCAUUUUCAAGAAUGAAUAUUAAUGAUCAUAAGUACAUUAAAUAUUGUCUUGACUCGAAAGGAAAGAUAGAACACCCUUCUUCGAAAGAUUGGAAGGAUGUGAAUAUCUUUCUCAAGGUUUUGGAGAUUUUCUAUCAAACCACAUUAAAGUUUUCCAGUACUUUGCAAGUUACUUCAAAUGCUUUCUUUCAUGAUCUUUUUAAUCUUCGGAGCAUAAUUGUCAACUAUUCAAAGUGUGAUGAUUUUAUUUUAACUGAUAUGGCUAAGAAGAUGAAAGUCAAGUUUAAUAAAUAUUGGGGUGAUUUUAGUGAUAUGAAUAUAUUGUUGUUUGUUGCCGUUGUGUUGGAUCCUUGCUACAAAAUGAAGUAUGUUGAGUUUCUUUUUAAGAAAUAUUAUAAUUCUGUGGAGGGAUGUACAAAGUCUGAUAAAGUGCGAGAUACUUUAACUGGCUUGUAUGCUCAUUACAAAAGUUUCAUUUCUGGAACUUCUUGUGAAAGUAUUGGAGAUCAAACUAGUGUGAAUAGUGAAAUUGAUGUAAUGAAUAGUUUUACAAUGUGGCAAUCACAAUGGGAGAAAUAUCUUGAAAAAGAGAAUGAUAUUGAUGAUAAAUCUGAUCUUGACAAGUAUUUGAAGGAUGAUGUGAAAAAAAUUAAGGAUUUCAAUAUUUUGUCUUGGUGGAAAGCUUCAUCCGAAAAAUAUCCAAUUGUUUCUCGAAUUGCAAGAGAUGUGCUUCCUAUUCCUACGUCUAUUGUUGCUUUAGAAACAGUUUUUAGCACCGGUGGUCGAAUUCUUGAUUGUUAUCGAAGUUCUUUGCCACCAAAGACUGCUGAAGCUCUUAUUUGUGGUCAACAAUAG
This is a messenger RNA of Capsicum annuum, 1413 nucleotides long. RefSeq names its product zinc finger BED domain-containing protein RICESLEEPER 2-like. The transcript has 2 exons. Gene Ontology annotation, molecular function: DNA binding; protein dimerization activity. NCBI's taxonomy places the organism in Eukaryota, Viridiplantae, Streptophyta, Magnoliopsida, Solanales, Solanaceae. The record is from RefSeq and is a predicted model, not a curated record. The coding region runs from base 1 to 1413 and encodes 470 amino acids.